This is a messenger RNA of Jaminaea rosea, 3502 nucleotides long. RefSeq lists its product as hypothetical. Gene Ontology annotation, cellular component: endocytic vesicle; cytosol. Gene Ontology annotation, molecular function: ubiquitin binding; small GTPase binding; guanyl-nucleotide exchange factor activity. Bases 64 to 3315 code for a protein of 1083 amino acids. Lineage: Eukaryota; Fungi; Basidiomycota; Exobasidiomycetes; Microstromatales. The record is from RefSeq and is a predicted model, not a curated record. Gene Ontology annotation, biological process: vesicle-mediated transport. The transcript is spliced from 4 exons.
CUUGCCACUCGCCCUCUUCACCGCUAGCACCAAGGGGCAGCUUUGCCUUUGGACCAUUUCAGCAUGUCUCCAUCGACCUCACCUGUUGAGGGUCCACAUGGUGACAGCGAGGUAGCCGAAAGCGCUACCUCUACGUCUCCUCCCAAGGACACCGCAUCAACAGAGCCUACUCAAGCCGCCAACAACGAGACAGACGAGUCUGUGUCACCCGCGCCAGACGGCCACGAUGGACCAUCAGAGAGCACGAGCAAGCAAUCAGAGCCAGAGCACGCAGCUGACAGCGCUGUCGAAGAAGAAGCAUCAGCGGGUGCGAGCCUAGUACAGCCAGAUGCGCCUCAGUUCAGUCAUCACGAGCACCUCGACACCUCGCAACCAGCCGGCAGUGCCUCAACGACAGUCGCUACUGAUGGCGACGAAAAGGGGGCAGCAGCUUCAUCUCAACACACUGAGCUGUCUGUUGCUGCUGCUGCUGCUGCUGCUGCUGAGUCCUCGACAUCCUCCAAAACACCGGUGGCCGUGGUCCCGCCAGUUCAGCCGAUGGAUGAUUUGACCCACACUCUCAGCACAACGCACAUCGGCGCAUCUGAAGAAGCUGAAGAAGCUACAGCGCACGACAACCCUGCCGCUUCUGAAGCAGCAGCCGCGUCGUCGGCCGACAUAGGCCUGUCAUCCUCUCCACCUGAACCGGAGGAGAAGCCCUCUACGCCUACCGCGAGCAUGCCCAGUGUGGAUGACCCCCCGGCAUCAAGCUCCCUGGCACCAACAAAAGCGGCAAGCGCAGCUCUCUCACCACCCCUUCCGUCCAAGAAACAGUCGCUCCCCCCUCCACCGCUCCCAGGCAAAGCAGAGACUGCGCACGAGGCGUCCCAGGAUGAGAAGGAGGCAGUCGCGCGAGCCUUUGGCGUGAGCAACACUCCGCCCGCCGUGCCCGGCACCCCUGAUACGGCUGCUCAAACGGCACCACCAGAACCCUCCUCCGGUGCUCACCACAAGCUCGCAUCCCCCACCACCCCGCACACUCCUUCCUCAGCAAGCAGCAGCCACCCCGGCAAGUCGCCCGGCAUUCGCAUCGGCAAGGGUCCACCUCCAACUACUCUUCCAGCAGAAGAAGCCCCAUUCGAUUUCAAUCGCUUCCUCGAGCAGAUGAAGGAUCCCUCUGCACGCGGCGUGGGGGAGUACGUGCGAUCCUUCAUAAAGGGCUUCGCGAAGAAGCCUUACCGUACUUCUGAUCAGAUCAAACUGAUCUUCGACUUUCUCGACUUUAUUGGAGCGAGGAUGAGGGGAUGUCAGGUGUGGGCGAAUCUGGACGAGGGGGAAUUUGAAAAUGCGAGGGAGGCAAUGGAGAAGUUGGUGAUGAACAGACUCUACUCCUUCACCUUCACCCCCGCCGUAGCCAAAGAAGGACGCUGGUCCCCACAGACUGACGACCUAGAGCGGGAUCGUGUCCUGCGGGAGCGCAUUGAGCUCUUUGGCUGGCUACAAGAGGAACACCUCGACGUACCCAAGGGCGACCACUCGCGAGGCUUUGUCGACUUUGCAAUUCAGGAGCUGCUCAAGAUCAACCAUUACAAGGCGCCGAGGGAUAAACUGAUUUGCAUCUUGAACUGCUGCAAGGUCAUCUUUGGGUUGAUCAGGCAUUUGGGAAGUGACGAGAAUGCCGACACGUUCGUCCCCGUCCUCAUUUUCGUCGUCCUCAAAGCCAACCCCGAGCACCUGAUCAGCAACGUAGAGUACAUCGGCCGGUUCCGUAACCCGGACAAGCUCUCGAGCGAGAGUGGCUACUACCUCUCCAGCUUGAUGGGCGCGACAGCCUUCAUAGAGACGAUGGACUACUCGAGUCUGUCCAAUAUCACGCAAGAGGAGUUCGAGAAAAGGGUGGAGGAGGCGGUCCAGGUGGUUGGAAAGAGGAAGGCGGCUGCGGGAGGGGUGUCGGCAGCAGUGCCAUCGAGCGGCGCGAGCACGCUGGCUCCUCCUCAACAUCGUCGCACUGUAAGCGCCUCCGACCCUCACGCUCCCCUUGGGCAAGGGGAAGAAGCCGCCUCGUACCUCCCAGCUGGGCAAACCUCUCCACCCGCACUCACCUUUGCAGACGACACCAAGGCCUUCUUCCAGCGAACGGGAGAGGCGGCUCGUGUUGGCAUUACUAACAGCCUGGGCAAGCCCAUUGGGGCUUUGGGCAAGCUGCUCGGCGAAGGGCUGGAUGGCAUCAGGACGCCUGGGUCUGGUGGGCCGGGUAGUAGUGUGGGUGCCAGCCCGGCGAGGGUUGAGAGCCCAGCGGGGGAGAAGCAACAGCAGAUCCAGCAACAACAGCAGGAGAGCGCACCGCGCGGCAUGUGGGGUGGCUUGUUUGGCCAGCUUGACGAAGCAGGAGGCAGCGGUGCUCCCCCACCUCAGACGCCCGCUCAUGCCCAGCAGAGGCAGGGUCCUUUCUCCUCGCUCAUGCGCGUCGGAGGCGGUGGCGGACAACCAACAGACUCAGCUCCCUCCAGCGGCUCCAAUCACCCACCCCAGCGUCGCAUCGGGGAAACCCCUUACGCCCCUCCGAGGCAGAGACCAGCUCAGAUCUUGACUCAUGGUGUCCAAGGGCAAGGAGGCAGGCCAGCCGCAUCGAGGCAAGACUCGCUCGACCCCUUCAAUUCACCGGAUCCUGCCACCACGACCACCCCCGGGAUGGGGCCUGGCAAGGGCGGCGCUGCAGCGGACGGUAGAUUCCCUGGGCAGCGUAGCCAGCUGCAGAGCCGCGGAGCAAGAGGGGAUACCUAUGACCUAGAUGAGUAUGAUGAGGACGAUGAAGAUGGCGGGCGCGGUGGGCGUGGGAGCAUUGGUACGCCAAGCGACGUAGAUACGGAUGACGAGGACGGACAGCAGAGGCGUGCGACGACAAGGAGCAGACUGCCAGACUUUGGUGCUUUUGUGCCUUCAUUCCUUUCGCAGGGAGCCACAGCGCCUGGUGUCGACCAGCAACAGCGUCAACAACACCAGUACCUGCAACGUGGCCCGAAUCGUGGCCGUUCUGCCUUCCCUUCCUCCUCGGCCGGCGGGCCCAUCUCCUCAGACCCACACGGCGACGACGGCAUGGAUACGAUCGACUCAUCCCUCGUGCCCGUGAGCGAUGAGCCCGAGCAAGAGCAGGACAUGUCUGCCCUCUCCGCCGAGGUGGAGCGUCGACAUCGUGAGCAGGUGGAGGCGAGUGUCGAGACGCUCAAGAGCGUCUUUCCCCAGGUGGACGAUGAGGUUAGACGAGCUGUGUUGGAGGAGUGUGGUGGGGAUGUUGGAACAGCUAUUGAUCGCUUGCUCGAGAUGCAAGACGACUAGGCGCCUCAUCGACUACAGUACAUCGGGCCUUGGUCAGCUCCCUCUCACGGGCUGCAUUCGCCCUCCUCCAUAGACGUAGACCAUCGCCUCUUCCUGUUCUUGCUCCCUACUCUCCUAUGCGGGACCAAGAUCUCUUCGCCCCACGCCUUCUCUCUCAAUCAAUGUGCUCCUUCUACAGCGUAUUGAU